Molecule: messenger RNA, 1749 nt
Organism: Trichophyton rubrum CBS 118892
Lineage: Eukaryota; Fungi; Ascomycota; Eurotiomycetes; Onygenales; Arthrodermataceae
Exons: 3
Coding region: 20-1492 (490 amino acids)
Biological process (GO): mitochondrion organization
Cellular component (GO): SAM complex
Source: RefSeq, a predicted model, not a curated record
CCUGACCUCGACCUAGCUGAUGACCAACCUCAACAUCAGCGUCAACGCCAAAGACCUCGCAGUCAAGGAGCUUUUCUUCUCCUUCCCUUUAUCGGCAGUUUCCUUUCUUCAUCCUGGCUGCUGGGUUUUCUGGUUACUUUCUUCUUUCUCACCUGUAAUAUUAUUAAUCAUGGUUCUGGAGUUACACGUCUGGGGUCCGGCGUUCGGCCUACCUUCGAUCGAUCCCCAAUGUCUGGCCACCAUUGCAUACUUCUCUCUUGCUAUCGGUCCGAAUAAUGGUGGAUCAGACAAAUGGGUGUUGGUUGCAGACAGCGAUCCUGGAAGAGUACCAACGCAUGAACUACCUGCGCUUUGGACAGGCUCACGAUGGAUUAGUCGAUUUCGCAACAUUGUCGAUUUUUUGAAAAAAUCUUCUGGGGGAGAGUGGGAUCUCAACAGGUGGUUGGAUGAACGGGAAACGGCUGACUGCAUCGCCUUCUCGAGUUUUUUUGAAUGCUAUGGACAACCGUUAAUUGAUCUUUCGCUAUACGUUUCGAGUGAAAACUACUAUGCAACUACUUCACCUGCAUAUGGAUCCCUCCUGCAAUGGCCGAACCAGUGGAUACUGCCGCCUCGACUACGAUCAAGGGCAAAGGCUCGCACAGAACACCUUGGACUAUCGCACCUUGACCUAGAUGCGACGGAAGAGAAGCAAAAGGAGCAACAAGGUGGACGACAGGCGCUAUCUGCAUCAAGUCAGAUACCAAAGAGUCUUGCUACUAAGUCUCAAGAAACGAUAAGUGGGCUCCUAAGCAAGUCGUCGCAGCAAAGUCGCAUCCGACUAGAUGGAUUAACAGAAGAAUUCGUGAGUCCACUGGUAGAGCUGCUGGACGGGAAAGGAUACCUAUUGAACAACGAUAUGGCGUGUAGUCUAGAUUGUGUGGCCCUGGGAUACCUAUCACUGGCGAUCUUUCCAGAGACGCCGUCACCAUGGCUUCGAGAAGGCGUGCAUAAAUAUUCACCGCAAUUGGUGAAGUAUUUUGAGAAGCUCCAAUUGAAAUGCUACGGCGGAAAGGUUGAAUCAGUCGAUACUAGUCGGACUGCCACAACACUACCAUGGCAGGAAUCUGAGCCAGCAAGUAUAGCAGGGAUCGGUCUUAGUAUCGCAGAGUCUCUUGCAGAUGCCAUCCCAAUCGUGAGAGACAUUCGAGCUAGCAGGCGCAUUCAACAGCUGAGCAAAGAUGUUUCUGCUGAACAUGAGCAAAAAAUUAUGGAGUUAGUCGCCCAGAGUAGGCGACGAGAAGCUAUAACAUCAGCGUUGACGGUGGUAGCUGGGAUUGGGAUGCUUGCCUGGUAUCUCGUCGCAGGGAUAGGCCUCGAGCUGCAGUUUUCUGACAGCGCACAGCAACAGGACGGAGAUGGAGAUGGUCCCGAAGCUGCUGGUCAAGAAACAGCAGUAGCGACCCCAAGCUCGUCAUUUGGAGAAGCUGGCGAGAUACUCGGGCUACAUUAAUAACCAGUCCUUUUACUAGGGCCCUUAUUCGCUCUUUGAGCUUCAACCUGUUCUUUAUCUGGCUCAUACUACUGUUCGUCUCGCGUGUGGGUAUCCAUGCUGUUUCAUCACGGAUCAUCCAACAGGCUACUCCUUAUCUGCGGUAUUAUCAUGCAUCUCCUUACCAAAACUCACUCCUCCCCUCCUUUGACGCUGGCUGUUUCCCGGUGCUUUUUCCUACUGGACCCUUUUUGUCUCCCUGUUUAACACAGCCAAUG